Messenger RNA from Monoraphidium neglectum, 396 nucleotides. RefSeq names its product Chlorophyll a-b binding protein. Gene Ontology annotation, biological process: photosynthesis, light harvesting in photosystem I; response to light stimulus. Lineage: Eukaryota; Viridiplantae; Chlorophyta; Chlorophyceae; Sphaeropleales; Selenastraceae. Gene Ontology annotation, cellular component: membrane. The record is from RefSeq and is a predicted model, not a curated record. The transcript is spliced from 4 exons. Bases 1 to 396 code for a protein of 131 amino acids.
AUGCAGACCGCUCUCCGUGCUCAGACGGCCCUGCGGGCGGGCGUUCGCCCCCAGGUGUCGCGCCGCAGCGUGGUGGUGCGCGCCGCCGCUGACAGGCCCACCUGGUACCCCGGGGCCGAGCCCCCGAGCUACCUCGACGGCUCCCUGCCCGGCGACUACGGCUUCGACCCCCUCCGCCUGGGCGCCAACCCCGAGAGCCUCAAGUGGUUCCGCGAGGGCGAGCUGACCAACGGCCGCUGGGCCAUGGCCGCGGCCGCGGGCAUCCUCUUCACCGACCUGGUCGGCCUCCCCAAGUUCUGGCUGGCCGGUGCUGAGGUGCGCCGCUUGGGGCCCGCUGGAUUCGGGCCCACUCGGCCGUGGCUGCGCGUUCAUUCCGCAAUACAAGCAACGGGAUAA